Messenger RNA from Thlaspi arvense, 627 nucleotides. Lineage: Eukaryota; Viridiplantae; Streptophyta; Magnoliopsida; Brassicales; Brassicaceae. The record is from the annotation of a GenBank genome assembly.
AUGACUCGAAUGAGCGAAAGUGCUUCACUUCUGGCCUCAGCAAUUGUGACAGGAGUGGUAGGCAUAACCUCAACGUUCAUAUCAAUGGUGGUAGUAGACAGAGUUGGCCGGAGACUCCUCCUCCUGUUGGGUGGAUUCCAAAUGCUUAUUUCUCAAGUGAUUGUGGGGAGUACAAUGGCUGCUCAGCUUGGUGACCAUGGAGGGAUAGCAAAAGGGUAUGCGUUCAUGGUCAUAAUAUUUGUUUGCAUCUUUGUUGCUGGGUUUGGGUGGUCCUGGGGACCAUUAGGGUGGCUGAUUCCGAGCGAGAUUUUCCCUCUGGAGAUAAGAUCGGCAGGGCAAAGUAUCAACGUCGCCGUGAAUUUUCUGUUCACUUUCAUUGUUGCCCAGAGUUUUUUGCCGAUGCUCUGCCACUUCAAGGCUGGGAUUUUCUUCUUCUAUGGUGGAUGGGCGGCUGCAAUGACCGGAUUCGUGUACUUGUUCCUGCCGGAGACGAAGAACGUUCCAAUCGAGCAGAUGGAGAGGGUGUGGAGGAUGCAUUGGUUUUGGAGAAGGAUUGUGGGGGAGAGAGUAGGGAUGCAAACAAGUUGGAAGGAGCAUAAGAUUGUAAUUAAAGUGCAAGACACAUAA